CUCACAUUUUUUAAAUUUAUUUCUUUCUAGAUGUCGGAUGAAGAAAUGGAAUUUAGUGAUGAUGGGGAUAUUGAUGACUACUAUGGAGUAGAAUAUGAUGGUGAUGUAGACCAUGUAGAUCCACCAAAGGACGAUCCAGAAUAUUUUGAUGUAGCAUGUCUUACUGACACCGAAGUUGAACGACUCCUUAAUGAAUCGGUAGAACAGCUAUCCAACAGCAUACAGGUAACACCAUCAUUAGCAAAGAUGUUACUCCAUAUGUCUAACUGGAAUCAGCUGGAAAUUGUAGCUGGGUAUCGCCAAGACAGUCAUAAAUUGCUCACCUCUGUACACCUCAAACCCCCUCAACCUCCUCAGCAGGCUGUGUUUAAGGAGGGAGAGGUAACUUUGUGUCCUGUGUGCCUUGCUCCUAUGUCUCCAGAUAAUGCCAGACAUCUCUCUUGCGGUCAUACGUUCUGCGGGGAUUGUUGGAGUGCGCAUUUUGAGGUCCAGAUCAUGCAGGGGACAUCGACAGGGAUUGAGUGCAUGGGCAACAGUUGUCAGGUUUUGGCACCUGAGGAUUUUGUAGUUUGUCUGCUAAACCGUCCGCAGCUUAAAGAAAAAUACCAGCAGUAUGCAUUUGCUGACUAUGUUCGAAGUCAUCCACAAUUACGCUUCUGUCCGGGUCCAAACUGUAAUAUUGUUGUUCAAGCUAAAGAGAAUCAAGCAAAGCGAGUUAAUUGUACCAACUGUAAAACUCAGUUCUGUUACAAAUGUGGGGGCGAUUAUCAUGCGCCAACAGAUUGCGAAACUAUCAAGAGAUGGUUAACUAAAUGUGCUGAUGAUAGCGAAACUGCAAAUUACAUUAGUGCACAUACCAAAGAUUGUCCCAAGUGCCACAUUUGUAUUGAAAAAAAUGGUGGUUGCAAUCAUAUGCAAUGUUAUAAUUGUAAGCAUGACUUUUGCUGGAUGUGUUUGGGUUGCUGGAAAACCCAUGGCUCGGAGUAUUAUGAGUGCUCACGUUACAAAGAAAAUCCCAAUAUUGCCCAUGAAUCUGCUCAUGCACAAGCUAGGGAGGCUCUCAAAAAGUAUCUCCAUUAUUAUGAACGUUGGGAGAAUCAUAGUAAGAGUUUGAAGUUGGAGGAGGAUACAUUGUCCAAAAUUCGGGAGAGGAUCCAAGAAAAAGUUAUGGCUGGAACAGGUACCUGGAUUGACUGGCAGUACCUCUUGGAUGCAGCUGCACUUCUUGCCCGUUGCCGCUACACACUUCAGAAUACUUAUCCCUUUGCUUAUUACCUCGAGUCUGGACCUAGAAAAGAUCUGUUUGAGUAUCAGCAAGCACAGCUAGAAGCUGAAAUUGAGAAUCUUUCGUGGAAGAUUGAACGAGCUGAGAUGACUGAUAGAGGAGAUUUGGAAAACCAAAUGGACAUCGUUGAGAAGAGGAGAACAACACUUCUUACAGAUUUCCUACAAGUUUGAUGGGGGUUAUCAAAAUAGAAGUGUUCUCUACUUUUGAAAACUGGUGUUAGCAGAAAUACACUUGCCCAUAUCCUGUAAAGAGGACAGAGUUAAGGGCCUUUGAGGUAGAUGAACUUGAUGGUUGGUCCCUUAACAGAGUCGUCGGAUGAGUGUUUUCUGUGUUUGACGUAUAUGUAUCUCAUUAGUCUAAUGAUUUUUUAUUAACUUUAGUAUGAAUGGAUGUUUGUAUUGAGCUUGGUACUAUUGUUUGUAACCAUGUAAAAUAUUUUAUAUGUAGGUGUGUAAUGUGGUUUCUGACAUCAUUUGUCUGAUUCCAGUUACCAUAUUGGUUCCAGAAGUGCAUGAUUAACCACAUGCUUUAUCCAACUUAAGUGGUUAAGGUUCUCUUGUUUUGCUAACUUAAGUUGGUUUUGUUAUUGACAUUGGCAACUUAGAAAAUGGCCAAUAUGUUUAUAGUUUUGCCUUUGAAUAAUUAAUGAGUGACAUUUAGUUCCUUUUUAUAUUUUGUUAUUUUGUCUUGUCUGGUUAAAUGUAUGUUAUGUUGUCACCAAAGAAUUGAAAGAUUGAUGAGGUAUCUCCGAGAUCCGAAUAGGUUGUGGAUUGAUUUUACAUGCAUCCAGUUGUUAGAUUUUGUAAUUACCUUAAGAAGGUGAAUUGCAAUUUGGAAAAUUUUAGUUGAUGUAUACUGUAUGGACUGUCUUUGAAGGGGAUAUAGUUGGCAAUGGAACUGUCAGAUAUGAAACUGGAUGCGCUCUUGUUAUAACCAGUUACCCAACCUUUAUCCAGGUAACUUAAACAUACGACCAGGAUGUGGAGAUAGUUAAUUUUGUCUGGUCCAUAUUGGCUUUUUACCCACCGUAUAAUGGGAUGUGGAGCCCCUUCAGGGCCAGGUGGACUACCUUGCAUGUGCAAUGACUAAGCUAAUUGUAGAAGCCCACAAGUAGAGAAUUAGAAAAUUUAGCAAAAGAUAUUUUUGCUACGUAAUUGGCAAAUAUCCGAGGCUUUUUUAAGGUUUUUUCUUUUUAUAUUUAAAUUACAUAUAUAUAUAUAUAAAGUUACACUGUAUAAGAAUAACCCACCCUCCAUUUCCCUGACUCACAUACAGCCAGUAGAUGGACGAGAUUACACAUGGCAAGUAAUGAAAAUGGCUGAUUGGUUUUUGUGCUUUUAUUUUUUUUUUCUAAGACCAUCUUAUAAUGGAAGCGUGCGUGAAAAAUGAGACUACUGUGUUUACUAACUUUUCCCUAUGGAGAAAAGGUGUAUGUUCUUUAGUGUUAAGGAAUCUUAUAAAAGAGCUUAUAAAAGAAGUGAAUUUGUACUUUUUUCCUGCUGAUACUGAAACUGUUUCCAAUAUAGAAAAAACAGCAGAGGGAUCUGUUUCUAUCUCUUUUUAUCUGGCUGAUAACAUUUGUUAAGAAAAUACCUUUGUACAAUUCUUUUAUCACGUCAGUUACUAAGUUGUUUACAGUACUUGUUGAGUAGUUUGAGUUUAUGGGCUUAGCUGUGUCACCUCUUGAAGCAUUUGUCUGUAAUUGUUAAAAACUAUGACUGGGGCUGCUUGUAUGGUGUUAUGGCAGUCCUGCAGGGCAUUCAUUUUCUACCAUUAUUGUGAUAAUAAAUGGAAAUGUUUUGAAA
Molecule: messenger RNA, 3093 nt
Organism: Macrobrachium nipponense
Lineage: Eukaryota; Metazoa; Arthropoda; Malacostraca; Decapoda; Palaemonidae
Gene: ari-2
Product: potential E3 ubiquitin-protein ligase ariadne-2-like
Exons: 7
Coding region: 31-1458 (475 amino acids)
Biological process (GO): ubiquitin-dependent protein catabolic process; positive regulation of proteasomal ubiquitin-dependent protein catabolic process; protein polyubiquitination
Cellular component (GO): cytoplasm; ubiquitin ligase complex
Molecular function (GO): ubiquitin protein ligase activity; zinc ion binding; ubiquitin conjugating enzyme binding
Source: RefSeq, a predicted model, not a curated record